ACAUCCUGCCGAUUUUAAAAGGACAGCGGUGAGCGGGAGGAAGGCGACUGGCGCCAUCUUGGCUGUUUUAAUGAGUACAACAGGGGAGAAUUCGCUGGGAGAAAUCACAUAAUCAUUGGAAUUUCACUGUAAAGGGCUCACUGUCGGUGAACCAUACCACAGUUUGAGUGUGUGAGCCAGGGGAACCAGGGCAAUGUUCUACGCCCACUUUGUCCUCAGCAAACGUGGGCCGCUGGCCAAGAUCUGGCUAGCGGCCCACUGGGACAAGAAACUGACAAAGGCCCAUGUAUUUGAAUGCAACCUGGAGAGCAGUGUGGAGAGCAUCAUCUCACCUAAGGUGAAGAUGGCGCUGCGUACAUCUGGCCAUCUGCUCCUCGGGGUGGUGAGAAUCUACCACAGGAAGGCCAAGUACCUGCUUGCUGACUGUAAUGAAGCCUUCAUCAAGAUCAAGAUGGCUUUUAGGCCAGGUGUGGUGGAUCUCCCUGAGGAAAACAGAGAGGCAGCCUACAAUGCCAUCACCUUACCUGAGGAGUUCCAUGACUUUGACCAGCCACUUCCUGAUUUGGAUGACAUAGAUGUGGCCCAGCAGUUCACCCUAAACCAGAGCAGAGUAGAAGAGAUCACCAUGAGGGAAGAAGUUGGCAGCCUCAGCCUCCUUCAGGACAAUGACUUUGCCGACUUUGGUAUGGAUGACCGAGAAAUGAUGCGUGAUGCCAGCACGUUUGAGGAAGAUAUCAUGCACGGUGCCACGGCCUCUAACCUUUUGCUAGAGGCUGAGCCUGGCCCAGCCAACCUACCUGACAAAUCCAACCACAUGGAGUAUGAUGACUUUGGGGAUGCCUCCAUGGGCAACAGUGACGGUGGAAUGCUUGUUGAUAAACUACUGAGCUCUGAAGACGGAGGCGGUAUUUUUGAUGACCCUCCAGCCAUCACAGAAAGUGUCAUGAUGCCCCCAGAUCAUGGGGACGAUGAGGACGACUUUGACAACCUCCAGUCACCGGGACCUGACAGCCCAGACUCUGGCCCAGCAGAGCCACUGCCAGCCAUGGCUGACCAGACUGAACAGACCACAUUGGUUCACAAUGAGGAGGAGGCCUUUGCCCUGGAGCCCAUUGACAUCACUGUGAAAGAGACCAAGGCGAAGCGUAAGAGGAAGCUGAUUGUGGACAGUGUAAAGGAGCUGGACAGUAAAACCAUCAGGGCUCAGCUGUCUGACUACUCGGACAUUGUCACCACCCUUGACCUUGCCCCUCCCACCAAGAAGCUCAUGAUGUGGAAGGAGACCGGAGGAGUGGAGAAGCUUUUCUCUCUGCCUGCCCAGCCCCUUUGGAAUGCCAGGCUGCUCAAGAUGUUCACACGCUGCUUGACGCCUCUGGUGCCAGACGAGCUGAGGAAGAGGAGAAAGGGCGGCGAAGCAGACAGUUUGGAUGAGUUCCUCAAAGAGCUGGAGAACCCAGAGGUGCCUAGAGAGGAGGUCUUGAGUCAGCACAGAGAUGUAAUUGACCAAACUAUCAUGGAGGAGCCAAGCAUGUUGGCAGCUUCUGCAAUGGAGGGCAGUAGGACGACCCUGGAUGAAACAGUCAUGCCUCCACCAUCUACCCCUCGCGGUGUCAAACGCAAGACCCUAGACAAAGAGAGCACCCUUCCUAUGGCUCCCUUAGAGCCACAGCAUGUGGCUGACCGCUCAGUCUUGUCUCAGAGGUUAGACAUGCCUCAGGUGGAUCUGCCCCCAGAGGAGACCAGCCUCAACCUCACCCAGCUCGUCCCCGAGCUCGACCUGAUUGGUGAAAAGAGCAAAGACAAGACGGGUGACAGUGAUGAAGAGGAGGAUGAAGACGGUCAGACUGGAGACCAGGAUCAGGAGGAGAAGAGAUGGAACAAGAGAACCCAGCAGAUGCUGCACGGUCUCCAGCGCGUCAUGGCCAAGACUGGUGCAGACUCCGUAAGCCUGCUUGAAUUGUGCCGGAACAACAACAAGAAGCAGGCAGCUGCCAAGUUUUACAGUUUUCUCGUCCUCAAGAAGCAGCAAGCCAUAGAGGUCACCCAGACUGAGCCCUACAGCGACAUCAUCGCCACUGCUGGACCAAGAUUCCAUCUUAUUUAGACAUCGGAAGAACAGACAAACACUCUGCUUGCAACAGACAUACUU
This is a messenger RNA of Anoplopoma fimbria (sablefish), 2149 nucleotides long. Its product is annotated as double-strand-break repair protein rad21 homolog A-like. NCBI's taxonomy places the organism in Eukaryota, Metazoa, Chordata, Actinopteri, Perciformes, Anoplopomatidae. The record is from RefSeq and is a predicted model, not a curated record. Gene Ontology annotation, cellular component: cohesin complex; synaptonemal complex. Gene Ontology annotation, biological process: mitotic sister chromatid cohesion; replication-born double-strand break repair via sister chromatid exchange; synaptonemal complex assembly. Gene Ontology annotation, molecular function: protein binding; chromatin binding. The coding region runs from base 194 to 2104 and encodes 636 amino acids. The transcript is spliced from 14 exons.